This is a messenger RNA of Alternaria postmessia, 795 nucleotides long. RefSeq names its product 60S ribosomal protein L8B (gene RPL8B). Gene Ontology annotation, biological process: ribosome biogenesis. The record is from RefSeq and is a predicted model, not a curated record. The transcript is spliced from 4 exons. Lineage: Eukaryota; Fungi; Ascomycota; Dothideomycetes; Pleosporales; Pleosporaceae. Bases 1 to 795 code for a protein of 264 amino acids. Gene Ontology annotation, cellular component: ribonucleoprotein complex.
AUGCCUCCCAAAGGAUCCGGAAAGAAGCCUGCGGCUUUCCCCCAGGCCACCUCUAAGGCCUCUGCCGCCAAGAAGCAAAAGAACCCUCUCAUCGAGAAGCGUCCUCGCAACUAUGGCAUCGGUCAGGACAUCCAGCCCCAGCGCAACGUCGGCCGCAUGGUCCGAUGGCCCGCUUACGUCCGCCUUCAGCGCCAGAAGAAGAUCCUCAACAUGCGCUUGAAGGUCCCACCGGCGAUUGCCCAGUUCCAGCACGUUGCCGACCGUAACCUUGCCACCCAGGCUUUCAAGAUCCUCAACAAGUACCGUCCCGAGACCAAGGCCGAGAAGAAGGAGCGUCUCACCAAGGAGGCUACCGCCGUCUCUGAGGGCAAGAAGAAGGAGGAUGUCAGCAAGAAGCCCUACGUCGCCAAGUACGGUCUCAACCACGUUGUUGGCCUCAUCGAGAACAAGAAGGCUUCCCUCGUCCUGAUCGCCAACGACGUCGACCCCAUCGAGCUCGUUGUCUACCUCCCUGCUCUCUGCAGGAAGAUGGGUGUCCCUUACGUCAUUGUCAAGGGCAAGGCCCGUCUCGGUACGGUCGUCCACCAGAAGACCGCCGCUGUUCUCGCCCUCACCGAGGUCCGCUCCGAGGACAAGAACGAGCUCCAGAAGCUCGUCACCGCUGUCAACGACGGCUACCUCGAGUCACACCACAAGGACGCUGCCCGUCACUGGGGAGGUGGUAUCAUGGGUGCCAAGGCCAACGCCCGCAUGGAGAAGCGCAGGAAGGCUGUUGAGAGCGCUAUCAAGAUCUAA